CUCUUGUGCGCACACACACACACACACACCAACACUCACACACUCAUACUCAGGCUCUCACUUGCACACUUGCCCUGUGCUGACUCUGCCAGCACUGGAACUUUGAGCCCCAGGUGGACAGACAACAGUGUGGAGCCAAAGGAAAGGAGGGGAAAAACAGACAGAGUGUAAAACAGAAGAGGAAAGAAAGAGCUGUACCUGUGUGGUAUUUUUGGAAUAUCUAAAAACAGAGAAGAGAGAGAGAGAGACUGAGAGACAGGGAGAGACGUCUGGUUAGGAUGGUGCUUCAAUCCUCUUCCACCAGGAGGCCAUUGCUCGAGCCGUGACUCCACCGUGACCUCGGCAGGUGUUGAGAUGGGUGAGGUGGGUAAGAUGACAACGUCCUGCAGCAUGGGUCUGGUACUGGUGGAGUUUGAGUACGAGUACAUGGGUCGGGAUGGCUGCAAGGUGUGCAUCAAGCCCAACGAACGGUACACCCUCUUGUCCAAAACCAACGACCACUGGUGGCACGUGCGCAAGGACGAGCGCGCCAAGCCAUUUUACAUACCAGCAAAGUAUGUGAAGGAGUUACCGCUCACUUUCCCCUCACCUCUGGAUUUUGCGGACCCUCCAGUGCCUGAAGUAAGACCACCUGUGCCUGAUCUUGCUGAGAAGGCCAAACCCAACGAAGUGACCAUCAGGUUGCGCUCGCCAGGGAAUGGCCGCAAAACAGAGAACCGCAUGUCCACGUUCGGUGUUCCUUUGGACAUCCAUGAGCCUCCGUUGUACACUCACAGCAGCUUGGCAGACUCUCUUGUAUCCUUUCACUCUGUCCCCGCAGUCUCUGUUUCAGAUGCUGCACAGCAGAAGAAAAGGCUAAGCCUCGCACCCAACUUGCUGUUUGGUUCCCGAGGAGCCCCCUUGGAAGAUCUGUCCCAGAAGUCCCGAGUGCCCAGUUUCAGCCCCGCUGACCCGGUGCUUCGCCUAGCCAAGCCUGUGGAACCCCCAUCAGUAAAGAACCUGAUAGACAAUAAGCAUCAGGGACUGCCUCCCAAACCAGAGCCACUAAUAGAGCCAGACGAGGAGUCCAGCCCAGAGCCCACAUGCUCCUCAGACUCUGAGAAUAUUUAUGAGUCCAUAUUGGACCUGAAACUGGACGAUUUGAUAAAAACUGACCCUGUUCCUAAUGCUGUGCAAGAGCCUGCACCCAGUUCAACCUCACCUGGACCACAGGCCAAGCCAGAGAAUGAGAACCCCACCACGGCAGUGUAUGCUAACGUCACAGACCUGAAGAAGACCACUCGCUCAGCUCCUUCCCCCUCCUCCACCUGCUCCUCCCCCGGUCUGUCCCUCAGCCCGGCUCCAGACCCUGCCACGCCCACUGACUUGGCUGGGUGGGAGGUACACACUGAUCAAGACAGUGGCAAGGCCUUUUACUACCACCCUGCCACUCAGCAGCGCAGCUGGGCGGACCCCCGGAGCCCACCUCCUACCACUGGAAUGGAGGCCUCGGCCCUGCCCGCUCCCGCCUGCACCUCUCCGGCUCUCUCACAAGGCUCUGAAUGGAAGCAGCUGCUGGAUGAGGCCACGGGCAGGCAUUAUUACUACAACCAUGCCCUUAAGAAGUCCACAUGGGUAGCACCAGAGCCUCAGGCUGAUGGGCCGCCCCCGUUACCCGAGGAGGACUACCCCACCAAUAACCACGAGCAUCAGACUGCCUCUCACCCCAACAGAGACACUCAACCCCCCCAUGGCAAACCCAGUGCUUUGCCUCGAGUUACUCUGGAGCCGGGGACCCCUGUACCUGCAGGCUGGACCUGUGCCACAGAACCUGGUGGAAAAACUGUCUUUAUCAAUGAUCACACACACCAGCAGUGGAUUCAAUCAAAGGAUGACAAAGGCAAGACUUACUUCUACGCAAAAGAUGGCUCUAAGUCUCAGUGGACCCUUCCAGAGGCUCUGGCCCCACCUGGACAGCCACCACUGGGAAAUGGUGUGGAGCCUGACAACCACCCAGUCAUGAAGAACUGGAGACACACCGUGGGCCAGUUCAAUGUACCACUCGAAGACACGCAGAAGUUCUUCCCAAGCCAUCGCAGGAUCGCUUCAGAAUACGCCAGUGAAGCGCAGAGUGCAGGGAAUUCACCAGAGAUUCAGCAUCAUGACAAGCCGAGACCGCGGAGGAACCUGUCCAGCACAGACGUAUACCACCACCAUCAUGGCUCACUGCUGGAGAAAGCUGGCAUUCUCAACAAGACCAAAAUAGCAGAUAAUGGAAAGAAACUGAGGAAGAACUGGGCGCAGUCAUGGACCGUACUUCAUGGAGGCAUUCUUACUUUCCACAAAGACCCCAAAACUACACCUGGUGGAAAUGUGACAAAGACCAAUCAGAUCGUCCCAGAGUACACAGUAGAGCUGAAAGGUGCCAUGAUCUACAAGGCCUCUAAAGAGAAGUCCAGCAAGAAGAACGUUCUAGAGCUGAAGACUCGCCAUGGCUCAGAGUAUUUAAUACAGUACGACACUGACAGCAUCAUCCAUGACUGGUUCAAGAUUAUUCAGGACACUAUCAGACAUCUGGACCAUGAUCAUUGCUCAGAGGAAGAGGAAGAUGAGGUAAUAGAGAAAUCCCCACAGCCUGCUGACAAAGAGAAGAAGAGCACUGCGGUGAGGCAGAGCUCCACAUCCGCUGCAGACACAGAUCAGGGUCGCGUCCGCACCAAACUGCGCAAGUUCCUGCAGAGACGACCUACACUUCAGGCUGUCAAAGACAAGGGCUACAUCAAAGAUAAUGUCUUCGGCUGUCACCUGGACACGCUGUGCCAUCGGGAGAACACCACUGUCCCCAAAUUUGUUGAGAAAUGCAUAAAGGCUGUGGAGAGGAGAGGUUUAAACAUCGACGGCAUCUACAGAGUGAGUGGGAACCUGGCAGUCAUCCAGAAGCUUCGGUACAAAGCUGAUCACGAGGAGGAUCUGGAUCUGGAUGAUGGUCAGUGGGAAGAGAUUCACGUCAUCACUGGAGCGCUGAAGCUGUUUUUUAGGGAGCUUCCUGAGCCUCUCUUCCCCUACAGCUUCUUCGACAAGUUCAUCGCAGCCAUCAAAAUCUCUGACUAUGCACAGAAGGUUUCUUACAUGCAGGACUUGGUGAGAGGCUUACCAUUACCCAACCACAACACCAUGGAAGCUCUUUUUAAACACCUUCGCAAGGUGAUUGAACACGGAGAUGAGAACCGUAUGUCUGUCCAGAGCAUGGCCAUAGUGUUUGGCCCUACCCUGCUCCGGCCUGAGGAAGAGUCCGGCAACAUCACAGUGCACAUGGUCUUCCAGAACCAGAUCGUGGAGCUCAUUCUCAACGAGUUCACUGAAAUCUUCCGUCCCAGAUGAGCCGUUCGGCCUGAGUGUCCCUUACCUCAUUAGUCCCUUACCUCUUAAACCCCAGGAGUCUGAAACUGACCAACACUGCUGUGUGUUUUCAGACACAUCUCAACUGCCUUAUUGUCUUGCUCUGUUUUUUUGAAUGUGAGGCACACAGGGGAGUGUGGAGAAGUUUAGAGAAGAUGGACUUGGUUAAUAGAGGUCUAGAGGUUUAAUAGAGUUUGGUGGAAUAAAUAGUAUGGAUUGAUAAAUGCUGUAUCCACACUUGUUUCCAUACAUGCUAAACAAUAGAAGAAGGUAAAGGUAGAAGCUAAAUGUUGGAGGACUGCAUUAUACCUCAUUACUGGCAUUUGUUACAGCCCAUUUCACCAAUGGAAACGCUCCAAAAUGACCCAAACAAAAUAACCCUAAUGUUAAAGCUUUGUGCUUUAAUAACUGUCCCCUGAGAUAUACAUCUAAUUCCCAUUUAAUCCACAGUUUCUCAAACUCGGAGCUCAUUAAUCAAAGCGACCCAAUGCUCCUAUAUAUGCUACAUGUAUUACUGUAGGCUUCCACAAGAGGGCAGCUGGUGUCUAAAGACUGCUGGAAAAUAAAAACAUCCGGUUGGCUCUGCCCCAACUACACUUCUCAAGCCUUUUUUUCGUGCAAACUUGACCAUUUCCACAACAACUUUUAAAACAAUUCUGAUCUCUCUCCAGCUGUUCUGGUGAGCAUAUUUGUCGUUAUGCACCAGCAGUUUGUAGAUUAAUAUUAAAGACAUGAACACAAUUAAAGGACACAUGGAAUUACAUAGUAAACAGUAGGAAAAGCAGCAACUAUUGUUCAUCACCUCUAGGAACUCCUUCAAGACUCUGAGAAAACUAUUCCAGGUGACUCUCCCUGAUGAAGACAUUUACCUCAAAGAUAAAUUUAGCUAUUUAGAAAAAUUAAAAGUAUAAAGUAUAAAACAUGUCAUUAUCUGUUUAACACUUCAGUUUACAGAAUAAUUCUGCAUGUGUUCCUGUGUAGCUUUAAUAUAGUCUUCAGUAUUACAUUUACAAUGUAAAAAAUGUACAAAUUUUACCAUUUUUACAAAUUUUAUUUGUUGAUUUCUUUAAAAGCAUCAGGAUUUAUCUUGGAUCAUGCAGUCCUAUUAGAAGUGCCAGACUUUUGGUAUUUUUUUUAGCAUCACCACUUUUUAUUGUGCUCAGUUUCUAUUGCAGUUCUAGUGAAAUACCAUAUAUAUAUAUAUAUAUAUAUAUAUAUAUAUAUAUAUAUAUAUAUAUAUAUAUAUAUAUAUAUAUAUAUAUAUAUAUAUAUAUAUACAGAGCUUUCAGACCUCAAAUAAUGCAAACUAAGGUUUUAAGAGUUCAUAAAUCAAUAUUUUGUGGAAUAACCCUGGUGGUUUUUAAUCACAGUUUUCAUGCAUCCUGCCAUGUUCUCUCCACCAGUCUUACACACUGCUUUUAGAUAACUUUAGCAGUGUUUAUUAGCAAUGUUUACAGUUUCAGACUGCUGGGGGACGAGAAGCCAGCAGCCAGAAUUCCACUGACGACACUCAGGCUAAAGAUGUUCAGCAUCGCAGGAGGAGGUUGUGGAAGGAACCUAGGUGCACAGCAUGGACAGGGACAUGGCUUUGUGUUUGACCUGCCUUGAUUUCGGAAAUGUUCGGAUUUUUUUGAGCUUUGAGACUGAUUCUGUUGUAAAAUGGCCAGUCAGACUUGAGGGGAGAAGUACCAUCCACCAAUUUACCAUUAUGAGGACUCUUCAGUGGACCCUGAACAGUGGUUUAAUGUGCCAAAACCGAUUGAAGACUAAUCCUUAAACUAUCUGUAAAAUAUUAUAUAAUCUGCCCUGGUAAGUGAUUCAUAUUCCUAUUCAUAGGUGACUCAGGGGAGCCAUUCUGCUAAUCUGCUUUCAGGUGAAGUCUGCUGAAAAUGGAUAUUAUGAACAUGAUCUUAUUAAAGCUGCAUGUUCUCUAGUGCAGGGGUUCUUAACCUUUUUUUUUUUUUAACUCUGCGACCACCACAAAACACACACAUUGUCAACAAGACCUUGUGACUACCAGUAAAAAAACAAGUAUAUGUAUAUCUUUUACCAUUUUUAGACUUCACAAGGUUAUAUUUUGAGAAAGUUAAAUACAUCCAUUACUUAUUUGUCCAGUAUUUUUUCUACGGUCCCUAAAUAUAUACCUUAUAAUAACCAUAUACAAGUUAAGUUUAGUAAAUUAAAUUAAUUUCAGUGAAGGUGGUGGUUAUAGAUUUAGUGUUCAUCAUUGUUUGAGCAUUUAAACUGCACUCUUAACAAGCUUUAAUAAGCAUUUUACAGCCCAGGGGCAACAUGUGGCCCUUUCCCUUUCACAUUUCCACUUCGGAAACUGAAUCGUACUUUAUUGCAGUUGCUGAAGCCCAAAACAGACUUGAUUUCUCUCACUAAACAGAAAAAAGCACUGAAAAACAACAAAUUAUAUAAUUAGACUACAAAACAAAUUAAAUCAUAUUUUGCAAUAAGUAAAUUUAUUGUUGCAAGAGAUAAAUAUUUUGUUCACUGUUACUGUAAAUGUUGAUUUAAUAAUGAUAUACAUUUACAUUUAUGGCAUUUAGCUGUCUCUUUUAUCCAGAGUGACUUACAAGGUUAUUUCUAUUACAGAGGUGGGUCAGUGUAAUGAAUUGGACCCUCCCACACGAUGUGGUAGCUCAAAGGCAGGGGGUGGUGUUAUCCACUGUGCCACACCAACUCUUACCAAAAAUCUCUUAUCAAAACAAUGUUAUUGUUAUUGCUUUAACAAGAUUUUUUCUUUUUACAUGAAGCCAAAUUGAGGUGAAUCUAUUGGCCCAUCCCUCCAAAACAGUUCCAGUGUAUUAUGUCACCCUUUGAGAAUAUUAGUUGCCCACCCCUGCCGUUGGGGGUCGGGAUUUCCAGGUUAAGAACCCCUGAACUGUAAGCAUUAGCUCUAGUCACUCAGUUACUGACCACAUGAAAAGAUGCGUAGCAUAAUUCUGUUCCUUACCUUAUUAAAAAAAAUGUAUUUGAUUAUAAUUCAGUUUAAUUCAGUUCAAAUUCAUAUAUUGUAUAGAUGUAUUACCCACAGAGUGAUCUAUUUGAAGUGUUUAUUUCUUUUAUUGUUGAUGAUUUUGGCUUACAGCCAAUGAAAACCCAACAAUCAGUUUCUGAGAAACUUAGAUUAUUAUACUGGAGCUUUCUGCAGUGUUGCUGGAAAAUGAAAUCCUCAUUUCCAUAAUAAUUGUCAGCAUAGAAAAGCGUGAAACCAUCACUGAUUGUAGAAACUUCACACUAGACCUCAAGUAGUUUGGACUGUGUGGAUCUCCACUCUUCCUCCAGACUCUGCUCCCUUGAUUUACAAAUGAAAUGCAAAAUUUACUGAUGAUCAGUGAUAUGGUUUGGAGAGACAUGCCAUCUGCUGGUGUUGAUCCACUGUGUUUUAUUAUCAAGUCCAAAGUCAGUGCAGUGUUUUCCCAGAACAUUUAACAUUUCAUGCCAAAUUUCAUUUUCCAGCAGGACUUGGCACACUGCCCACAGUGCCAAAGGUACUAAUUAGCCUUAUAUAAUGUUAAAAUUUUCUGAGACUCUGCUUUUUGGGUUUUCAUUGGCUGUAAGCCAUAAUCAUCAACAAUAAAAGAAAUAAACACUUAAAAUAGAAAACUUUGUAUGUAAUAAGUCUAUAUAAUAUAUAAUGUUUCGCAUUUUGAACUAAAUUAUUCAUAUAAAGCAACUUCUCAAUGAUAUAAAAUAUUUUUGAGAUGCACCUGUAGGUCCCUGUUCCGAACAAAGAAAUUAAUACAUGAAAGUCUGUCUAUUAUAAGCAUUAAAACAUUGUUACUGUGGAACUACAUCAAAACCUAUGCCUUUCCAAAUGCACUAAAUAGACAAAAGUAAUGGGAGAAACCUCGCCUAAAUCAUUGAAUUCAGGUGUUACACUGAGUCACAUUCAGCCACAUUUGUAUAAAAUCCAGCACCUAGCCAUGCAAUCAAAUAUCAUGGAAAUUAGUGAAAGAAUGGAUGUGUUUAAAGAGCUCUCUGAACUCAGACAUGCUACUGAAAUAAGAUUCCGCUGCUGCAAAAAGUUAAGCUAACUGCUUCCUAAAAGUACAGUUACAGAUUAAGUGUCCAAAAGAGUGGUGCAAAUGGGGACCGACUACACAUUAAUGACUAUGCAUUUAGAAUGAAUGCUAUAAAAGCUUCUGUGCGUGUCCCAAUACUUUUGUCCAUAUAUUGUAUUUUACCCUCCAGAGCUAUGAACAUGCUAUUAAACAUAUUCCUGUUUAAUGUGGUUAAAUAAAAAAAAUAAAUGUUAAAUAAAUAUCCUUAAACUUGUACAUAUGUUAAUGUCUAUAGGAAGAGAGGUUAUACAUUUCAUAUAUAUAAUAAAGGCUCUGUAAAUAGACAACAGUAGAUUCUCUUUACAAAUAAAUAUUAUUCUUCAAGUUAAUAACUUAAUUAUAAUUUUGUAAGUGUUUUCUAUGGUUUUAACACUGGUUAUAUGAUUUAAAAGGAGGUUCUUUAUCAGAAAUCACUUUCUUUUAUAUUGUUGUAUACUAUAUUUCAUGGACAAUGUGAACCCCCUUUACAGAAAGCCAGAACAAAAUGAUCACUCCUUGUUUCAUUGUGUCAUUAGGUCAGUUUUGUAUCGUCGCUGACUGACUGUAGUACACAAAUGGUAAACAUUGCUGGACUGUGACUAAACGCUGAAGGAGUGGACAGGUGCUUAUUUGACCUCCGCUCAGUCUGUUUACCUCUGUUCAAUCUCUGUUUUACAUUCAAUAAACUGAGUUCUUUUUUACCUAAUAA
Molecule: messenger RNA, 8139 nt
Organism: Astyanax mexicanus (Mexican tetra)
Lineage: Eukaryota; Metazoa; Chordata; Actinopteri; Characiformes; Acestrorhamphidae
Gene: arhgap27l
Product: Rho GTPase activating protein 27, like
Exons: 19
Coding region: 355-3360 (1001 amino acids)
Biological process (GO): regulation of GTPase activity; signal transduction
Cellular component (GO): cytoplasm
Molecular function (GO): protein binding
Source: RefSeq, a predicted model, not a curated record